Molecule: messenger RNA, 1038 nt
Organism: Papaver somniferum (opium poppy)
Lineage: Eukaryota; Viridiplantae; Streptophyta; Magnoliopsida; Ranunculales; Papaveraceae
Exons: 3
Coding region: 1-1038 (345 amino acids)
Source: RefSeq, a predicted model, not a curated record
AUGUUUCCAGAGUUACCGGUUGAACUUUGGACUGAAAAGUCUUUGCUUUCAAUUGGUAAGAUUCUAGGUAAUCCAAUUGUGGUGGAUGAAAAAACUUUAAAGCUUGAUUAUGGUUUUUAUGCUUCAGUUUUAAUUGAUAUUGAUUUUGCUAAGCAUAUUCCAGAGAGAAUUCAUAUAACUUCAGGUGGAAAAGAGUUUUGGCAAUAUAUUGAUAUUCAAAAAUAUCCAAAGUUCUGUUCAAAGUGUAAUAUUAUUGGUCAUGUGGAUGCUGAAUGCAAGAAGAAGUCGACUAAAAUUGAUGGGAACAAAGAGAAACAACAACAAGUAGUCGUGGGAGAGAACUUUUUAAGGGUAGUUAUGAUCCUAAUGCUGAACAAGGCUGCAAUAGCCCAUGCAGCUCAUGCAAAUCAGGAAACUAUACUUUGUGCUUCAGAUUCAAGUACUAUUGGAGUUACUAAUGAUAACAGAAUUGAGGCUACAGUUCAAUCUAGCAAUGAACAGUUGGAGAACGAGCUUGCUAUUUCUUCAAAUGAAUUCCCUAAGGAAGCUAUUGCUGCACGUAAAGAAGCUGUGACUAAGCCUGUUGAAGCUGGUAUGUCCGGGAACAAGAUUGGCACAACUAACGUUUGUGGAGGCAAGUCCGUGCAUAACCAGAAUUAUGAAUCCAAGUCCAAGCAAAACUCUGAAACGUCUAAUUUGGAAUAUACGCUUGGGGCUGAUUUGGUAGACAAGUCCAUGGCUUUGCAAAACUCUGAGUCCGUGACCAACAAGAAGUCCGUUUCCAAGUCUGAUUUGGAAAACAAAUCAGUUUCCAACCCUAAUACGUUUACUAAAGCUUCUAAUGAGAAUUGGACGCCAGUAAAAGGUACAAAGUUUUCUUUUACGCCUAUAACUGAUGCUUUGCUUGAAUCUUCUGAAAAAGUUAGGAAAAAUACAUAUGAAGUGUUAAGUUCAGAAUUGGGUUUUAGAGAUGAAGUUGAGGGUGCUACUUUGGAGGAAGUUCACCAAAGGAUUGUUCAAGAUUUAGAUGAGGAAUAG